Messenger RNA from Eufriesea mexicana, 2174 nucleotides. RefSeq names its product nibrin (gene nbs). NCBI's taxonomy places the organism in Eukaryota, Metazoa, Arthropoda, Insecta, Hymenoptera, Apidae. Gene Ontology annotation, cellular component: Mre11 complex. The coding region runs from base 129 to 2174 and encodes 681 amino acids. The record is from RefSeq and is a predicted model, not a curated record. Gene Ontology annotation, biological process: double-strand break repair via homologous recombination; mitotic G2 DNA damage checkpoint signaling. Gene Ontology annotation, molecular function: damaged DNA binding; protein binding. The transcript is spliced from 9 exons.
AAUCCGUUAGAAUUUUGCAGUAGAUAUUUUUGAAUAAUUUGAAAAUCUACAAAUGAGGGAAGAAUGUUUCAAUAUUUGUAAUAAUAGAAGAUUUUAAAAGAAAAUAAUUACAAAAGAAACCCGACAUAAUGUGGUGUUUAGUAGACGCAACUGGAAAACGUUUAUAUUUCAAACCAAAUAAGAGUAUCACAUUUGGUAGAAAGAAGGCUGACAUCGUUUUGCAAAAUGACGAAUCAAUUAGCAGGUUACAUGCCUCUAUUUCUGUCAUACCCGAAGAUUUCAUACCGCUGGAUGGACCCACAUCUAUAUGUAAAUUAAAAGAUUUAAAUUCAAAAUAUGGUACAUACAUUUUAUAUGGAGAGAAAACGAUGGAAGUAACUGCAGAUGAAUACAUUUUCAAGCACAAUGAUGUGAUAAGAUUUGGUUUGCAGCAUCAUUUAUAUACGAUAGUAAGUGUACCUAUAAUAAUAGUCACUUCAACUUUAAACGUUGAUGAUAAAUCUAAACUUGAAUAUUUAAUGGGUGAAAUUGAUGGUUUAAUUUCUGAGGAAUGGACAAGCAGAUGUACUUAUUUAACAGUAUCAAAAGCUACAUUGACUGAAAAGGUUACUUGUGCCUUGGCUGCUGCAAUACCAAUAGUAACUGUAGCUUAUUGGGAGCAAUUUAAAGUUGCAAUUGACAAUAAUGAAGAAUUCCCAGGCAUAAAGGACUUUGUCCCAAUAAUUAGCGAAACAUUAGUUGACAAACAAAAAUAUUUACUUUCUCCAAAUGUAAAACGGAGAACAUUAUUUCAGAAUUUAAUAUUUGUACAUUUCAGUACUUCUCAAUACAAAAUAUAUGCAAAAAUUAUUAGUAUGGCAGGUGGUAAAUCACUUUUAUACUCAAAGAAACAUUUGACUAUUAAAGAACUUUGUGCUCCAAAUAUUAUUGUGCUACAAUAUCCUAAUUAUAAUGAAACACAGUCAACGGAAAGUAUUUUACCUGAAUAUGAUUCAAUAUUCAAUGCAUUACAAGCAAAUGAGUGUAAAAUGAUAUCAGAUUCCGAAAUUCCUCUUUCAAUAUUACAUUGUUCUGUAGAAAAAUAUUGCAAUCCAAAAUAUAAAUUUUCAAAGCUGUUGAAAAGAUCACAACCAAAGUAUCAUCCAUCUAAAAUUUUAAAUCUUGAUACACAAGAUGAAAGAUCUGAUUUGAAAAUAUUACCGAAAAUAAUUUCUAGCAUUCAGCUUAAAUCAGGACAUACAAAUGUAAAACAUAGUGUACUUACAACAAAGAUUAUUCCUGAAACAUGUGAUAACUUUGAUAGUCAAGCACUAGCUUUAUUAGAUAAGGAUUCUAUUGAACAAUCUAUGGAAGAACCAAAAUGUAAUAACCUAAGAAUCAUUGAAGAAACAAAAGAUACUUUUACUGAUGUCUUAACUGUAGAGGAAAGUGAAGAAAUAAUGCAACCUAUAGGGAACACAAAUUGUAUUCCCGAAACAGUUGAUUCAUCUUAUUCAGACAUGUCACCAAAAAGUAAUCAAUGUUUUACACAUAAUAUUGAAAAUUUGAAAACACAACAAAACAGAAAUACACAGGAUACUGAACACACAAAGAAAUUAGUGAUUAGCAAAGAAACUUUACUUCACAAAGUGACAGAGUUAGAUAAAAACGAGGACUUUGAAUUACAAAACCCAGGAUUGAAUGAUAAUGAAAAUCAUAAUAAAGUUGUUUCACAAAGAAAAUCGAGUAAUUUAGUCGAAAUAAAUGAUUUACAAGACGAAGAUGUAGACCAACAAAUGAUGAACUUGUCAAUUGAACAUAAUUUACAAACAGCAAUGAAUAAUAAUCAAGAUUGUAGUAUAACAGAUAGUAGUAUAUCAGAAACGUUAGAAGAACCACAAGAAUCUAAGAGAACACGUAGAUAUUUUAGCGAUGAUAGCGAUACAGAAUUUCUUACAUCUACCAAGAAAAAGAUAUGUUUAAAGAAUUCAGAUAUUGAAAACACAACAAAAUUACAACCAAGUACUUUCAAUUCUUGUAUUGAGGAACAAAAGAGUUCUAACACUUUAUUGGGAUAUAAUUCAUCAUUUCUUCGAAACAUUCUUAAUUGCAAAAAUUUUAAAAAGGUUUACAAUAUAACACCUACAAGACGGAUAGGUUUAAAAGAGAUGUAUGUAUGGAACUCUGAUACAUAA